Messenger RNA from Eupeodes corollae, 1970 nucleotides. RefSeq names its product dnaJ protein homolog 1 (gene DnaJ-1). Gene Ontology annotation, cellular component: cytosol. The record is from RefSeq and is a predicted model, not a curated record. The transcript is spliced from 2 exons. Gene Ontology annotation, molecular function: protein-folding chaperone binding. NCBI's taxonomy places the organism in Eukaryota, Metazoa, Arthropoda, Insecta, Diptera, Syrphidae. The coding region runs from base 306 to 1313 and encodes 335 amino acids. Gene Ontology annotation, biological process: negative regulation of transcription by RNA polymerase II.
UUAAAACAUUUUAAAGAGAACACUGUGAAACGAAACAACAAUUUAAUUUGUUGAGAAAUUUUUGUGAAAAACAAGAAAAUUUUAACUUUUGUAAGAAAAAAAAACUCAAAUAAGAUCCUGAAUAAUAAAAACAAAAUAUCAAAGAAAUUCUAAAUCAAAUCAGUGAAAUAUCAAAUAAAACUUUAAAAAACAUCGUAACAAGAAGAAAAUCAAAAUCGUAAAUUCAAUUUAUUUGGAUUUAAACCAAAAGAGUAUCCUGAAACCAUCUGCAUUCCGUUUAAAAACAAAUCCAACAAAACAGUAAAAUGGGAAAAGACUUCUACAAGAUUCUGGGCAUCUCCAAAGGCGCGUCAGACGAUGAGAUCAAAAAGGCCUACCGCAAGCUGGCCUUGAAGUACCAUCCGGACAAAAACAAGACCACAGGGGCUGAGGACCGCUUCAAGGAGAUAGCAGAGGCGUACGAGGUGCUUUCGGACAAGAAGAAGCGCGACAUCUACGACAAUGCAGGCGAAGAAGGUCUGAAAGGCGGAAUUCCCGGAAAUGGCGGUGAAUACUUCCACGGCGACCCCAGAGCCACGUUCGCUCAGUUCUUCGGCUCGUCAGACCCAUUCGGGGCAUUCUUUGGCACAGAUCCCAGCCGCAUCUUCGAGCAGACGAUGUUUAUGGGCGCCGGCGACGACGACAUGUACCAACAGAUGGGUUACGGUGGCAACGGAGGUGCCUUCCGUUCACAGUCCUUCAACGCGGCGCCCAACAGGAAGCGACAGAUGCAAGACCCGCCAAUCGAACAUGACUUGUAUGUGGCACUCGAGGAAGUCGACCGAGGUUGUGUGAAGAAGAUGAAGAUCUCCCGCAUGUCCAUGGCCACAGGAAUGCCCACAAAGGAGGAGAAAGUGCUCAACAUCACAGUGAAGCCCGGUUGGAAGGCCGGCACCAAGAUAACAUUCCAGAAGGAGGGAGACCAGGCGCCCGGAAAGAUUCCAGCCGACAUCAUCUUCAUUAUCAGGGACAAGCCACACAGCCAGUUCAAGCGUGAGGGCAGUGACAUCAAGUACGCGGCAAAGAUCUCACUGAAGCAGGCCCUGUGCGGCACAGUGGUGCAGGUGCCGACGCUGUCGGGCGAAAAGAUAACCGUCAACACCACAGGCGAGAUUGUCAAGCCAAACACAGUGAAGCGGAUAAGUGGCAAGGGACUGCCGUUCCCCAAGGAGCCCUCCCGCCGCGGUGACUUGCUGGUGGCGUUCGACAUCAAGUUCCCAGAUUCUCUGAUGAGCGGGACGAAGGACUUGCUCUCCGAGAUCUUGCCCAACUAGACUGAGUUAGCGCGAGGAGGAAUCUAGGCUAAUAAAUUCGAGACUUGAUAUGCCAAGAGGAAGGGAAGAAGGAGUGGAGUCUUCUAGAACGUUCUGACUGACAAAGUGGAUGAUCUCAACGACUCAAGCCGCUUUUUAGAUAUUAACCAGAAAGGAAUGAUUGAUCGAUCACUCUACUCGUCUACACAGACACCUAAAAAUUUAAUUUUAAGGUCAAGUUUGAAAGUUGCCUGUUAAGAUUUUUGUUUGUAAGAUAUUAGAUGUCGUCUUCCAUUGGCAUUGUAGAUUGAUUAGUUUCUCUUUUUCUUUUCCUUUUCCUUUAACAAACAAAUGACUUAUCUUGUUUUUGUUUUGAGGCUAACAAUGAAUGAUGAUAAAAGAGGAGAAACUAUUUUUGUUUUUGAAAAACAAAUUAAAUAUGGCGACUUAGAGAAUGAGAAGUAAUAUGAAAUGAUGUACGUUUUAGUACUCGCUUGUGUAUUUAUAUAACAACCAAAUUGUAUAAUUUAUAAUUUAAGAAUUAAUUUAAAAUGGAAGAUUAACUGUACUCUACCAGAAUCGACCUUGAAAUAUUUGUAUAGGAAAUUAAAUUAAAACAAAUACUAAGUACUGUAAAAUAAUAAAGCAAUAACCAUAGUUUGGCUAAGAAAAUUUAAA